This is a messenger RNA of Hippocampus zosterae (dwarf seahorse), 2406 nucleotides long. RefSeq names its product flavin adenine dinucleotide synthetase 1 (gene flad1). The record is from RefSeq and is a predicted model, not a curated record. Gene Ontology annotation, molecular function: FMN adenylyltransferase activity. Bases 680 to 2239 code for a protein of 519 amino acids. The transcript has 11 exons. NCBI's taxonomy places the organism in Eukaryota, Metazoa, Chordata, Actinopteri, Syngnathiformes, Syngnathidae. Gene Ontology annotation, biological process: FAD biosynthetic process.
UAAUUAAAAUCCAUAAUAUAUUUUUCCUGCAAAUAUUUAUGAUAAUUCAUCUUUCUUCAUUUCAAUUUUCAUAUAAAAGUUCCAUAUUGAAGCCAGUUCGCUGAGGAUGAACAUGAUCAAGUUUCACAUUGCAUGCCUUGCGCCAUCCGCAGGCCUGGCAAAUUACUCCAGACAGAACAAUGAAUAUUCAGAAUGUCGAAAUCGAUGUAGUAACGCCUCCGACCAAAAGAGGCGCUCAAGGUUAAUCGAGUAAAAUAAGCACGAAUGUAGUAUGCAUUGUUAGAAAGCAAUCUGUCAUAACUGGGGUUGGUCUAACGAAAUGUUAAUUAGUCACAAGUCAGAACUGUUGCAAAUAGUCUCAUGGUCGUCUUAUAUAAUUAUAAUAAUUUACAAGUCUUCGCUUCCAUAGUCCUCACAUGAACGGAAGACCGGACCUUUCUUGUUUACUUCCGCAUUUCCAUGCUAAAACCCGCCUUCGUGAAUUUGAUUGGCUUCCUUGCAAAAAAUACCCUUGCUCUUUCUUGAUGAUUGGACGGCAACUGUUAUGUCAGUUGAAUGACGUGACGCAGCUGGCUCGGCAAGGAAACAUGCGACGUCAGUUCUUCUUUGUAGGAUCCGUUAAGAAACGCAAGGAGGGCUGAGCUGUGUAAUAAUUACAGACACUCCCGAUGGAUUCUUCAUGUUGAUCCCAGGUUUUUUGAAGCUGAGUCGGCCAGUGGUGCGUUUGAGGAGACUGGCAGCUCAGCUGGGCAAAGUAGCGAUGUCCACCGCCGCAGCUAAUGGAGAGGCUCCUACUGCGGCCAUCCUCAUCAUCGGAGAUGAGAUACUCAAGGGCCACACGGUGGACACCAACAGCGCCUUCCUUACGCGUGCAUUGCGGAAGCUCGGCGUGUCCGUGCAGCGCAUAACAGUCAUCCCGGACGUCCAGGAGGUCAUCGCCAAAGAAGUGGCUCUCCUUUCUUCCCAGCACACCCACCUCAUUACUUCCGGAGGCAUCGGGCCCACCCAUGACGACGUCACAUUUGAGAGCGUUGCUAUGGCCUUCCAGGAGGAGGUCUAUCCCCACCCUGAGCUCUCACGGCUGGUGAAGGAAUUCUUCGGGGUGGUGGACAAAGGCAGCCCAGCCAUGAAGAUGGCCAUGGUGCCCAGAUCAGCCAAACUCAACUUCGGAACAGAUGCUCAGACAGGAAAACCUCUCCGCUAUCCCUUGGUGAGCGUGCGUAAUGUAUACAUCUUCCCAGGGAUCCCAUCUCUAAUGGAAAGAGCCUUUCAUGGGUUGGAGCACCUCUUUGCGAGUUCAGGAACCACAUUUCACACUCGUGAGGUGUUUGUGGCUGAGGAUGAGGCCGGGAUUGCCCCCUUGCUCACCAAACUGCAGGCCUCCUGGGGCCACAAGGUGGCCCUCGGCUCUUACCCUGACUGGCUGAGCAACUACCACCGAGUCAGGCUGGUCCUGGACUCGGACAGCCAGGAGGAGGUGGACAAAGCUCGGGCACAGCUGAUUGAGGAGCUGCCUAAGGGAAGCGUGGUGCCUUUAGUGAAGGACCCGGUUUCCAUCGCCACUGCUGAAGUGUACAUGUUGGCCAACAGCGGCACACCGCUGGGCGAGAAAGUUGCGUCCGCGCUGAAAACAGUCGAGGCGGCGCUGGAUCAGUAUUCCAUGGAGGAAGUCUGCGUCGGCUUUAAUGGAGGCAAGGACUGCACAGCGCUGUUGCAUCUCUACUACGCGGCGCUGAAGAGGCGCUACCCCGACAGUAAAGACAAGGUGAAAGCUCUUUACAUUCGCAUUGUCUCUCCAUUCUCCGAAAUGGAGCGGUUCCUUCAGGAUACUAUAAAAAGAUACGACUUGGAUCUGUUUUCUGUGGAGGGCAGUAUUCGGCAGGCGCUAAGCGAGGUGCAGGAAAGGAGGCCCGAGCUGAAAGCCGUCUUGAUGGGAACCAGGAGGAGUGACCCUUACUCUCACACGCUAACCCCCAUGUGUCCCACUGACCCUGACUGGCCGUCCUACAUGAGAGUCAACCCUUUACUGGACUGGACUUAUCAUGACAUUUGGUCCUUUAUGAGGACGUUAUACGUUCCCUACUGUAUUCUGUAUGAUAAAGGGUACACGUCACUGGGUAGCAUGGACAACACGUGUCGAAACGCGGCACUGCAGGUGGUCGAUGGCAGAGGGGUAAAGCGCUACCAGCCAGCCUAUCUAUUAGAAAAUGAAGAAGAGGAGCGGAACUCUCGUGUCUGACACUUUUUCGUGUGGACGUGGGUUUUUUGUUGUUGUUUUUUAAACUCCAUUCAGUAGAUGAAAUAGCCAGAAAAGAAGACUGUGUUUGCGUAAUUACGAUUGUUUUUGUGUUAAUGAUCCAUAAGCUUUUUCGCUGCUGAAUAAAGCAUCAAUCAAGUCGUCUUUUA